Colletotrichum orchidophilum is the source of this 1032-nucleotide messenger RNA. RefSeq lists its product as uncharacterized. Gene Ontology annotation, molecular function: methyltransferase activity. Lineage: Eukaryota; Fungi; Ascomycota; Sordariomycetes; Glomerellales; Glomerellaceae. The coding region runs from base 1 to 1032 and encodes 343 amino acids. The transcript has 9 exons. The record is from RefSeq and is a predicted model, not a curated record.
AUGGCUGCUAUCGUAAACAACGUGGUCCAGCUUAUUGCUGAAGACAAUGUUGACGCCACUGACAGUGAGGCGGACCUCGAGAGCCUGCAGUCAGAGACAACGAGCAUCAAGGCGUCUAUGCUUGAGUGGCGCCAAGAGAAUGGCCGAACCUAUCAUAAAUACAAAGAUGGCAAAUACCUCGUUCCCAAUGACGAGAAAGAACUCGACAGACUUGACAUGCAGCAUGAGAUCUUUUAUCUCACGUUGGAUGGAAAGCUCGGCAUAACCCCUCCAUGUGAGCCUGACGCGAAAGUUGGUCGUGUUCUCGAUCUCGGCACGGGUACUGGACUGUGGGCAAUCGAUUUUGCAGAUCUGCAUCCCGAAGCUGAAGUGCUGGGCAUGGACCUUUCCCCCGUUCAGCCAACAGACGUCCCGCCUAAUGUCAAAUUCGAGAUUGAUGACAUCGAGGAAGAGUGGCUCUAUUCACAACCAUUUGACUACAUUCAUAGCCGAAUCAUCACCGGCGGCAUUAGUGACUGGAAGAAGAUGAUCAAGAAGGUCUUCGACCACCUCAAGCCCGGUGGAUGGUACGAGAUACAGGAGUCAGACAUGUCCCCGGCCGCCGACGAUGGGACCUUGACCCCAGAGAAGGCACUAUCUAGAUUCGGCGCUCUGGUCCGCGAAGCUUACGUGGUGAUGGGCGUGCCCCUGGUCCAUGUUCCUGAUCUGAAGGACGUCCUUGUGGAGGUCGGGUUCGAAGACGUAGAGCUGACCGUCUAUAAAUGGCCGACAAAUCCUUGGCCUAAAGACCCCAAGUAUAAGAGAAUCGGGGAGUGGAAUUAUCACAAUUUCGGCGGCGCGGUCGAGACUGUCUCCCUGGCGCCCCUGACCCGAGUUCAUGGAUGGACAAAGGAGGAGGUGCUGGUGUUCGCCGCCGAGGUGCGAAAGGAUCUCAGGGACCCAAAGGUCCACUCUUACUUUCCCAUCUAUACGCUUGUGGGAAGGAAGCCGUUGAAAGCGGCGACUUCGGCCGAGGCUUCAUCGCCUCAGUGA